AGAAGCUGACGAACCUCUCGGUUUUUGUUCAAGGCCAGUACUUACAAACUAACUAAAAGAUCAGUGCAGAACAUAACAAUCUCGAACCUCGCUCCGGUCAGUCUUCACAGAAUUGGGGACAGAAGUGAUUUUUGCUGUUCCGAACUUCUUUUUGCAGGACCAUGUCUGCGCCGGAUUGUCACAGACGAUGCUGUUAUUGCGAAUGCAGCUACGUCCCGGGCUAUCCAAGAAAAAGAAAAACAAAUGUUUCAUCACGGCAAGCAUGCGUUGUGGAGGAUGCAAGGCAUAGGUUUGCAUUUGGGUUCCAACGCAACCACGGAAGCUCCUAUUUAGCUCACCCGGUGAGGUUUUUGGUACCACAGCAUUGGUCCUCAGGGUGGCAAGUGAGUAUCACGGUCAUGCGAAACAACAUUGCCAUUGUGAGAUCAUGCAAAUUCUGCAAAAACACGACGGUGAAACACUUUUUUCGCAGGAUACAGGCGCGGCGACGAUAUGAACUGCAAAAGUAUCGUAUUCGUAUAAAUGCAUUACAAAUUCCCUCAGCAUGAGAAAUAAAAUUUGUAAUGCAGAUUUGCCUUGGGAACAAGAAUUGUAAUGCAAGACCUGCAUUUAUACGAGUACGAUACUUUUGCACAGGAUAGACGACGGAUCCUCGCAACUGCUUCAUGCGGUUUUUCUGUCCACCGUACGCUAUCCUAAGUAAAAACGUACCCACACCAGAGUCAGGAUGGGGAAUCGGCUAGACAAAUCAGCCAGCUUUGCUUGUUUCGCAUGACAAAUUUGGACGCGUAGUGUAGUGCUGUUUGAGCUAGCUCAGCAGCAUUACAGAUCUAGUCUCUCAUGCUGAUUGGAGCACGACAAAUCUCAAAACACCAUUAGAGAAUGCUUCUCAUGGGGCUCCGCAUGAGAAAGAGUUUAAGCAUGCAGAUUUGCAUGACAACUAUGGUGUGGGUACGUUUUUACACAGGAUAUACGCGGUGUGGGCCGUAUCGUGCAGGAAAAGCCGCCCCCAUACGCGAAAGGGUGAGCACUUGCAGUGUAGGCAAGAUUUUAGUGUAGCAACCGAAAUCUUGAUCUGGAUGUCAUGCUUGCCUUCGGGCAUCUUCAACCGGAUAUAAUUAUGUCUUGCACCAAAUACAAGCAGGAGACGUGCUUGCUUCAUCAGGGUCCCUUUGACUAUGGGGGCGUAGUUGUAGUUUUUCCCGUGAUAGUUCUGGCAAGGGUGCGACGAUUGGAUUGAUGUCGUGUUGUCGUUUUGCUGUUGGAACUUAUUCACCCUGUGCUGCUGGACUCCGAAGAAGAUCCAGAAGACGUUCAGCGAGACGAUCCAGGAGGAGACCAGGUACUGCUGCUGCUACUGCCAUCCCCGGGACAAGUGCUGCCGCUUCUGGUGUCCCUUGCUGGCCUUGUACGCAUGGGAAGGCACCUCCGACCUUAUCGCGAGAACAAAUCCCCCUUCCCCAUAAAUAUUGAAUUGAAGCGGCGUGCUUCUGAAAUUUUGCGGUGUUGAUCUCCAUUGAGAUAUGGGGAAGGGGAAUUUUCACUUUGAUAGACCUUGUGAACAUUCUGAUCACGCUAGCGCUGAGUACCACUGGGUCCGGCUUUUUUCUUAUCGCCCUUCUGCGCCUCGCUCCCACGCUUGGAACAAGCACCCUGAUCCCGCUUAUCGUCCCGGUGGUUCAGCUAUUCUAGAAAAAAACUGUGUUAGUGUAACCUUCUUUGGCUGACAGCAUAAUACAAAUUUGCUCUACAUGACAGACCUGGUGUCAUGCAUGGCUUGUGAGUGAAAGCACACAUGAAAAGAGGCUUCUUGGUUGUCUGGCACUACAUGUUACAUGCUCUGCAUGACAGACACAAAGCUACAUUUACACAGUUUUCUUUGUUGCAUAUCAGCUGUACGAAUGCAUGUCCGGGGGGAGCUGCCUUGCCGGAUGGUUCGCGGUGUGCUGCUGGGAACCAGCCCAGGUACUUGUUGCUGCGUCUUUCAUCCUACUUUCAGACGCAGUAACCUGUGACAGAAAGCAACCAAUGUAUACACAACGUAACAGCUUUUGCCCUUUCUAAAAUCAAAAAUCAAUGCAGUAUUUUGAUGUCAGAGAACAAACCUUUGCCCUUACUGCAGGAUCAAUGGCUGUAUGCUGAUGGGCGGUCCUCUGUUGUGGGUGUGCCGGUGAAGGGCGAAGGCGAGCGCGCUUCGUCGCUGCCCCGUUCGUCGUUUGAGUCGAACUUCUACAACGACGCCGAUGUGGAUCCCGACUUCGACGAAAAGCCGCUCCUGAACCGCGGUAUGGUCGUGUCGACCGGCCGCGAAAAUGCGGGGAUGAACCAGCGCUGGUAAGAGUUGUGCGAGAAGAUGCUCACGGCAACAAGAUGGAAAAGAAAAAUGGGACCUACCAACUUCUAGUCGUCUGAGCUAUGGGUACUUACUCCUGAGCAAAAAGCUAAAGCUAGCAGAUAUGAUUUGAGAAAUGCACGUCCAACAAAAGUAAACCAGAUUCAGACGCUUUAUCGGUUACAGAAAAAUAUUUUGUAUACAUGUUAGUUUAAGUUUAUUCGACGUAUUCUUGCGCAGCUCUUCGUGUGGUUUUGAUUGUAAACAAAAUUGUCAGUUCUAUUCCGAUGUAAAAUUAAAUACGGCAAAGUGACGCGCUAUCCUUGCAAUAUCUUCUGUGGAUCUGUAAAAUCUGUACACACAAAUUCAAAUUGGACAGAAAAUUAAUGUCGUUGCUUGUUUAGUUAUUUGUUUUCGUGUGGCACUUUCAAAUGGCUCUAAUGCCGGAAACGACUGCUGCCCGUUCAGAAAACACGCAUCGUAAACUACUACAGAACUUUUCGCUAUUUUUGCAGUUUGAUGGUUUCAAAAACGAACGAAGCUUGAACCGAGACCGACGCAACCUGAGGAUUUGGUGCCGCGUUUGGAAAGCAGGAUUGGGAGUCGUACCAGCAUGAUAUGCCAGCACAACUCAGAACUGAAAUUUGUAUUUGUAUGUCGUUUAUGGUGAUGAAAUUUAAAUUUCGACAAAGAAGACAGCGUAUCCAAGCAAGUAUUUUUCCGAAUCGUGGUCGUGGGGCAUCGAUUCCAAUUUCGUCCAAGCGCUGAUAUAAUUC
This is a messenger RNA of Amoebophrya sp. A120, 3108 nucleotides long. Lineage: Eukaryota; Dinophyceae; Syndiniales; Amoebophryaceae. The record is from the annotation of a GenBank genome assembly.